UAUUGAAAUGUGGUGUGGAGAACGUGGUCAGCAAAGUUCUUCCCAUAUAGUUAAGUUUCAAAUGCAGCGAGUAUAAUCAAGUAUGCGAUUAACAAAGAUAGCUGCAUCAGUUAUGAAAAUCUUUGCUAUCGUCUAUCUUCGUAUGUGAGUCAUAAUUUGGCAGGAUGCUGAGCGAGUGGAUGUUGGAACUAGAGAAUUGAAUCAAUGUUUUGUAUUGUUUUCUUAGUAGUGUGGUGUUCUUGAGGUGAAUAAAAGAAAAUAUUUUUCCUGCCGUGUUUUCAAAACGAGGAGUCUAAGUAUAUCAUGAAUGAAGUAGGUGUGAAGGCGAAGGUGCCGAAAACAAGCCCUAUUACAGACGACUAUGAAAUAUCCAACACAGUGUUAGGUCUUGGUAUUAAUGGGAAGGUCGUCCAGUGUUACAACAAGAGAACGAGGGAAAAAUAUGCUUUGAAGGUGCUGCAUGACAAUACGAAGGCAAGGCGGGAGGUCGAUUUGCAUUGGAGGGCAAGCAACUGUCGGCAUAUUGUGCAUAUAAUUGAUGUUUAUGAGAACAGUUACAGUGGAAACAAGUGCCUUCUUGUUGUUAUGGAGUGCAUGGAAGGUGGUGAACUGUUCCAGCGAAUACAAGACAGGCAAGAUGGAGCCUUCACUGAAAGAGAAGCAGCAGAAAUAAUGCGAGAAAUCUGCCUAGCUGUCAAACAUCUUCAUGAUAUGAACAUUGCUCACAGAGAUCUGAAGCCAGAAAAUUUGCUUUAUACAAAGCCAGAUCAUACAGGUAUACUAAAACUCACUGACUUUGGGUUUGCUAAAGAAACCUUUUCGAAGGAUACACUGCAAACACCAUGCUACACACCAUAUUAUGUUGCACCUGAGGUACUUGGACCAGAAAAGUAUGACAAGAGCUGUGACAUCUGGUCAUUGGGUGUUAUAAUGUAUAUUCUGUUAUGUGGUUUCCCACCCUUUUACAGUAACCAUGGCCUGGCAAUAUCACCAGGUAUGAAAAAACGUAUACGAACAGGGCAGUAUGAUUUUCCAAACCCUGAGUGGCAGAAUGUUUCACAAGAUGCAAAAGAUCUUAUUCGUGGUAUGCUGUGUAUCGAACCGACCCACCGCCUUACGAUAGAUCAAGUGAUGCAGAAUAAAUGGAUUGCUCAAUAUACAGAAGUACCACAGACUCCUUUACAUACUGGUAGAAUGCUGCGAGAAGGGGAAGAUAUCUGGCCAGAAGUUCAAGAAGAAAUGACACGCUCAUUAGCAACUAUGAGAGUUGACUAUGACCAGGUUCACAUAAAAAAUUUAGAUAAUUCGAACAACCCUCUUCUCAAUAAACGUCGUAAACGUGUUGCAGGAGAUGCUGGUGGUAUUCACCAGCAAUAGUUUUGAACAGUGUCUGAAAUAUUUGCUAUAUUGAAUGGUGCUGUUAACAAAGUGAAGUGUGUCACAAUAGAACAUUGAUGGGGGGUUAUAUAAGACUCUGUACUGGGCUUAGUUUUGUGGUAAAGUGAUUUGUGAAACUGUAUGUGUGUCUGUGUGUGUUAAUUUUUUUGGCAUUUCAUAGGGGAGUAUUAACUUUGAGUAACAGAAAGUGCAGAGUUUGUUAGUACAAAUUCUUACAUCUGAGCUAAAAAUACAGUGAAAACGAGAGUUUUGUAUGAUACUGUUUCUAUACAGUAAAUCAUUGAUAAUUUUUUGACAGUGUGCUUAAUCUCCUCUUUGAACUGUUGGUAUAUUUUAGCUACUUAAUUUUUCAAAACAGUAUUUAUGCACUUACGUUCAGCUGUGAAUUUCAUUUACUUUAGUUUUGUAAGAAAAUCUCAGUAUACUUCCAUGCAGAUCUUAAGAUCACCACAUCAGCCAAAGGAAGAGUUUGCCUGUAUCGACAAAUAUUUCUAUGGUUGGAUUGACAUGUUUAGAUUCUUAGCUAUGUAAAUAUGACCCCAUAAAUGAAUACACACUGACUUGAGUUCUUGAUCAUCAGUAUUUGUUGUACCAGAAUUGGAGAUAACCUAAGCAAUAUGAAGUGAUGAGGUUCGCAUUUGGGUGGUAGCGAUAUCAUUCUUAGGAAACUGAGUGCUGUGCAUUUUGAUGUGUAAUCUGUUUGUGUUUUGUUACACUUUCGUGCCUUAAAAAAAGCCAGUUAAAAGAAGAUUUAGGCUCAUGCCUUGGAGUUGUGUACCUAUGGCUUUGUACAGAUAGUUCUUAGGAAAAAUAUGUGCAGAAGAUUUGUAAAUGAAACAGGUAGUAUCAGAAAAUAGAAGAAAUAAUUAAAAGUGCAUUUUGUCCUGCUCAAAGUAAUAUUUCAGUUGUUUAUUUUCAUUUGUAAGUGCUUUAGAGCAUGGUUCUCUCCCAUUGAUACGGGAGAGUUGAUUGUGUUGUUAAAAACAAUUUUCAGUAGAUUGCAGACAAGACAUCAACCGGUUAACUGACAACAUAUUACUGCUGCAUUGUGUAGACAAAAAUUUGUAGAUGAAUAAAACCUGUAUGCACCAUUUGUGUAUGAUAAAUGCUGUUUUUGUAUUUUUGUCGGAAAUUAGUAUUAUGAAGUAUUUGUAUUAUUUUGAAAUGACACACAUUACUAAAUCUGAAAAGUGAUCAUAUUAUAAGCAAUCCAGAAUAGAAAAUAUAUGACUGCAGAAGCCAUGUGCAAAAAUUUGGCUCACAUUUAAUAAAUGUAUCAUGUAUAAGAUGCUGUGUAAUAUUUGUCAAUACAAACAAGCAAGUUGAUUGUUGAAGUCUC
Schistocerca serialis cubense is the source of this 2737-nucleotide messenger RNA. It is a transcript of the gene MAPk-Ak2, whose product is annotated as MAP kinase-activated protein kinase 2. Gene Ontology annotation, biological process: protein autophosphorylation; peptidyl-serine phosphorylation; intracellular signal transduction. Gene Ontology annotation, molecular function: calmodulin binding; calcium/calmodulin-dependent protein kinase activity; mitogen-activated protein kinase binding. The transcript is spliced from 8 exons. The coding region runs from base 304 to 1377 and encodes 357 amino acids. Gene Ontology annotation, cellular component: cytoplasm; nucleus. The record is from RefSeq and is a predicted model, not a curated record. Lineage: Eukaryota; Metazoa; Arthropoda; Insecta; Orthoptera; Acrididae.